GUCUUCCUGAGAGUCCGCGGGCUUCCGCUCCCAGCGCGGGAUUCUGGAGGGAAAUUGAGGGAGACUUGGAAACCGCGCCAGGCCCAACGGGUACCUAGAAGGGAGACAAAGCCAGGCCUGCUGCCCAGUUUGAGCUCUGGGAAGAAGAGGAGCAGGCCGGGACGCCCACCGAGGUAUCCCAGAGGUGACAGAACUUGAUCUGGGCCUGGAAGGGGAAGAAUUCGGGAAAAGCAACGUGGGGCAUUCCAGUAGUAAUUGAUAGAAAUAUUACGUGGGAUAGGAUUUAUUCUCUCCACACUUCUGAACCAAUGAAUAGAAAAUGGGAAGCAAAACUGAAGCAAAUUGAAGAACGAGCAUCUCAUUAUGAGAGGAAACCGUUGUCCUCAGUGUAUAGACCAAGAUUGUCCAAGCCAGAAGAACCACCCUCCAUCUGGAGACUAUUUCAUCGACAAGCUCAAGCUUUUAAUUUUGUUAAAAGCUGUAAAGAAGACGUUCAUGUAUUUGCUUUGGAAUGCAAAGUAGGAGAUGGACAACGUAUUUACCUUGUGACAACCUAUGCUGAAUUUUGGUUUUACUAUAAAUCCAGAAAAAAUCUCUUACACUGCUAUGAAGUUAUUCCUGAAAAUGCUGUGUGCAAGCUUUAUUUUGAUUUGGAAUUUAACAAACCUGCCAACCCAGGAGCUGAUGGGAAAAAGAUGGUUGCAUUACUCAUUGAGUAUGUGUGUAAAGCACUUCAAGAGUUAUACGGUGUUAAUUGCUCAGCUGAAGAUGUUUUGAACUUGGAUUCUAGCACUGAUGAAAAAUUCAGCCGGCAUUUAAUAUUUCAGCUCCAUGAUGUGGCAUUUAAAGAUAAUAUUCAUGUUGGUAAUUUUUUGAGAAAAAUUUUGCAGCCUGCUCUUGACUUGCUUGGCAGUGAAGAUGAUGAUAGCGCUCCAGAGACAACAGGCCAUGGAUUUCCCCAUUUUUCAGAAGCACCUGCAAGACAAGGAUUUUCUUUCAAUAAAAUGUUCACAGAAAAGGCUACAGAGGAAAGCUGGACAUCGAAUUCAAAGAAACUGGAGAGGCUGGGGUCAGCUGAGCAAAGCAGUCCUGACCUUUCAUUUCUAGUUGUGAAGAAUAACAUGGGAGAGAAGCAUCUUUUUGUAGAUCUCGGAGUUUAUACAAGAAAUAGAAACUUUCGGCUAUAUAAAUCAUCAAAAAUUGGAAAGCGUGUGGCUUUGGAGGUUACUGAAGAUAACAAAUUUUUUCCUAUACAGUCAAAAGAUGUUUCUGACGAAUAUCAAUAUUUUCUCUCUUCUUUGGUCAGCAAUGUCAGGUUCUCAGAUACUUUACGAAUUCUUACAUGUGAGCCAUCUCAGAAUAAACAAAAAGGAGUUGGAUAUUUUAACAGUAUCGGCACUUCAGUAGAAACCAUUGAAGGUUUUCAGUGUUCUCCCUAUCCUGAAGUUGAUCAUUUUGUUCUUUCUUUGGUGAAUAAAGAUGGCAUUAAAGGAGGAAUUCGGCGUUGGAACUACUUUUUCCCAGAAGAAUUACUGGUUUAUGAUAUUUGUAAAUAUCGGUGGUGUGAAAACAUUGGAAGAGCCCAUAAGAGUAAUAAUAUAAUUUCAUUUUGUGUGAUUUUUGGCAACCACCGUUUUGAUUGGAUUCUGGUUGAUCUGAAAAAUGAAGUUUGGUAUCAAAAAUGUCAUGACCCUGUAUGUAAAGCAGAAAACUUCAAAUCUGACUGUUUCCCAUUACCUGCUGAAGUAUGUCUCCUGUUUCUUUUCAAAGAGCUGGACUGUCCACUUGUUAAAAAAUUAAAUCCACCCUUGCUCUUCCGUCGGGGAGUAUUGAAAAGUAUGUGCACAGAACUGUAGGUAAUUUCAAAUUUGGAGUUUCAAGUGUGUCUGAGCUUCAGUGCAGCAACGUUUGAAUCAGUGCACUCAUUCCCACGGUGAGAUAUCGGAGACAGCAUUCCUCCUGCAUAUUCACUUUAGUAUCUGUCACUUAAUACCUUACUUCAACAUAGAGUAUAAGGUUAAAUCACAUAUCCUGAGUAAAUAUUUUCCUAUCCCACUCUCUAUCCCUUCACCACUGAAAUAAAGGAAGAAGAGUUUACAACAGAUGAAGCAGAUGAAACUAGGAGCAAUGAAACCCAGAAUCCUCAUAAACCAUCACCUAGCAGGCUGUCAACAGGUGCAUCUGCUGAUGCUGUCUGGGAUAAUGGCAUUGAUGAUGCUUAUUUUUUAGAAGCUACUGAAGAUGCUGAAUUAGCUGAAGCUGCAGAGAACAGUCUUCUCAGUUAUAACAGUGAAGUGGAUGAAAUUCCUGAUGAACUAAUUAUAGAAGUAUUACAAGAGUAACUAAUUCACUAUGAACACUUUUGUCACCAGGCUAUAAUUUGCCUGAUGUCUGUGAGAUUUGAUAAAUAUAUCAUUCAACCUGUUUAUAUAAACUAAGUUUUAUUACUUUGCUUUCCAAUUUUUGUUUUUUACUUCUGUAAACCAAUUUCAUUAAAAAUUAGCUUUGGUGUAAA
Messenger RNA from Homo sapiens (human), 2515 nucleotides. It is a transcript of the gene PRIMPOL, whose product is annotated as primase and DNA directed polymerase. The record is from RefSeq and is a predicted model, not a curated record. Gene Ontology annotation, cellular component: mitochondrial matrix; chromosome; nucleus. Gene Ontology annotation, molecular function: DNA-directed DNA polymerase activity; DNA polymerase activity; DNA-directed RNA polymerase activity. Lineage: Eukaryota; Metazoa; Chordata; Mammalia; Primates; Hominidae. The transcript is spliced from 15 exons. The coding region runs from base 309 to 1856 and encodes 515 amino acids. Gene Ontology annotation, biological process: mitochondrial DNA repair; DNA replication, synthesis of primer; error-prone translesion synthesis.